Messenger RNA from Cannabis sativa, 3454 nucleotides. Its product is annotated as transcription factor bHLH143. Bases 1085 to 2176 code for a protein of 363 amino acids. Lineage: Eukaryota; Viridiplantae; Streptophyta; Magnoliopsida; Rosales; Cannabaceae. The transcript is spliced from 4 exons. The record is from RefSeq and is a predicted model, not a curated record.
GUAACCAGAGCAUGCUCAAGGGGCAAAAUGGUCAUAUAAAAAGUCUAUAUAGGCUUGUCUGCCCCUAUCAAACUCAUUUCUUUUGCAUAUCUUCUUCUUUACACACUCAAUCUCUCUCUCUCUCUCAUCUCAACUCUCAAUCUCAUACUGUUCAUUUCUCUCUGUUGCACCUGAUCUUGAUCUUUCUCUUUCUCCUUUGAUCAGUUCCAGCAAGCGUAAUUUGUCCUGAUAUUAGUUAAAUAUAAAUUGAAGAUCAAUCAUUUGUGGUGGCAUAUCAAAUAUUGAAGUGAAAUAGAACAACAUGCUUUGGUUGAGUUUGUCAGUUGAUGUGUAUCGUAAAGUUGUGCGCUUGAACUUAUAUUGCAGAGUUAUUCUGUAAAUUAAUCCUUAAGAGGACUUUCGUUUUCCACCUUAGUUUAGUUUUCCCUUAUUCUACCUUCCAUGGGAUCCGAACACGUUUUUGUAUUUGCUCCUGAUAUUUAUAGGAUUAUCUAAGUAGCUGAUAGUUCAAACCUUCAUUUCCAUUAAAAUCUUUCUGUUAGUUUUUUUCUCCUUUGAUUUUAAUCCAUCCCUUUGUACUAGUUCUAUUAGUGUUUAAUCUUAGUAUCUCACUAGCUUGGUCUGAUAAACCAUCGUUUCGUUGUUCGCUACUUGCUUCCAAUCGUUCCUCAUACUCAAUUCAGCAUUUUCUGCUCCUUUUCAAUUGUGUUUUAGCUGUUCGUUAUCCUCCUCCCUUAGAUUUGGCCAAUUAAAUCGCAUAGAUUUAGUGGUUUUCGUAAGGUUCAAGCGUAGUUAUGGUGUGCCAAGCAGCAAGCCAAACAAGAUUUCGGGCAUUGAAACAUUUGAAUGGAAUUGCAGGAAGACCAACGAUUAUAGUUAGAGUAAUUGCAUGCUUUCAACCUUUGCAGGAUUGCCAGGCAGAAUACUUUCGUCAUUUGCUUAAACCUGUUACGUAAAUUGGUUCCAUAUUUAAGUCAUUGUACCAAGCUGGAAGUUAGAGUUUUUCAUUUUCAUUUCUUUGUUUCGUAAAGACGCAAUUUCAAACUGAAGGAAAAUCAAUAUCAUUAGGUGAUUGUUUGGUUGGAUGGUUAAGGCCAAAGGUUCCUGGCCUUCUUCGCAUAACUCAUCUCAGCAACUCCCUGAUUUGAUUUGUAUGAGCACGUUGCUUGAACCAAGGCAACAGGAAUGUUUGCCGUCACAUACAAAUCAAUGCACGUGCAACUUCUCCACACCCGUGGCAUUGCCAGGGUCUGCCAAUCCUCAUUUGCAGAAUUCAAAGACUGAGCAGAAAAAUGAAGGUCACGACCACGGGUCACUUCAAUGUUUGCCCUUGGACUUUCCUGCCUUACUUCCUACCCCAAAUCCUUGUGCUAAUUAUGGUCUCGGAAGAAUGGUUAUGCCCAAUGCGAAAUAUUCAGGGCCAUGUCAAAAGGGGUUCCUUAUUUUCGAUCAGUCUGAGAAUCAAACGAGGCUCUUUUAUAACUACGGUUGCCCUCCUAUCCAUAAUUAUCCAAGUCUUGGCACUGCAAGACUAGCGUCCGCAUACGACGAUUUGGACAAAUUGGGACAUGCUGCCCAAAUGGAUAGAAAUGAUCCUACCAAGAACAUCUUACACGAAGCAUCUGGUGAAAACGAAGGCAGUGAGAUGCACGAAGACACUGAAGAAAUCAAUGCUUUACUCUACUCUGAUGAUUACGAGGAGGAGGAGGAUGAGAGUGACACUGGCGAGUGUGGUGAUGAUGAUGAUGAAGUGACAAGUCCUGAUCACUCUCCUAUGCAACUUAAAAAGGGUUAUGUAAAGCGAGGUCCAAUUGAGGAAGAUGUUGCUAGUUCUGAUGGUUCAAGGAAAAGGCAAAAAGUGGUUGAUGGUGGUUAUAAUAAAUCAUCUCCCUCGUACACUGCCAGUUCAAUAAACUUGGAUGGAUCACACGGAUAUGACAAUGAUGCAAAAUCAAGCUGUGGUGAUGGUGGCGGCCAGAUUGGAUUAGAGGGAUCUGAUUGUACUUUGGGAAACAUGAGGUCCAAAAAGGAUAAGAUUCUUCAAGUGUUGAGAGUUCUUGAGAGUAUAAUUCCUGGAGUAAAAGGCAAGGACCCAUUGUUGGUCAUUGAUGAAGCUAUAGACUACUUGAGGAUAGCAAAGCUUAAAGCCGAAACUCUAGGAGUAAGCUACCAAUAAGUUGUUUUGUGUGUUAGUUACUUUCCAUUCCCUUCCAUUUUAGUAAUACUUGAUUAUAUUAAAGAGUAGAAAGAAAGAAGAAAGCAAAGGUGAAUUGAAAAAAGAUGGGUAGCCCAAGAAUUCUUUGGAUGAAUGAUUGAUGAAAUUUGAAAUGACUUGGAGAGUAGUAGCUUUGUUCCCUUGGUGGGGUCCUCCCCAUCUUUUUAUUUCUCUAUUUAUCUGGAAAGAGCUGUAUAUAAUGGGCCAAUAAAGGAGGCAAAGUAUUGGGAUGAUAUUGCACGCUGAGGCUGAUUAAAAAAAAAAAUGGGGUUUAUUUUUUUUUUUGGCUUGUUGACCAGAAAUGAUUAUCUUUUAGCUUUUGGGGUAUUAAAGAUAAUCAAAAAAGUCACACAAAGGUUUAAACGCAUGGGAAUGGUAGUAGUAGUGGUGGGCUGGUGUGCUGUAAAAUAAGGCUUACCUUUUCUUCUCUCUUAAUUGUUGAGAACCCCUAUGGAUGAAGUGCAUGCGCGUUAGGUAACUCUUGGCCCCACUUUCACUUCUUUCCUUUUCCUUUUCUUUUCCCCAUUUGAUUUUAUGUCCUUGUCCUCUCUCUUCACCUCUCCACGCCUGUAAUGUUGGUAGAAAAAAAAGAAAAAAAAAAGAAAAGAUCUUUAAAAGUAUUCAGAAAGUUUCUGGUGUUGUGGGAUUGAAAGAAGGAACCUUUGGAGUUUGGACGGUGAGUUUUUGAUGAUGAAUCUCUGUGGGGUCCACUCCUCUCUCUCUAUCUCUGAUUAUUAUUAUUAUAAUAAUAAUAACAGUAAUGUAAUAAAGUCUAGUUUGUUUUGUACUUUUUACACGUGUGGUGGGAAGGGGGGUUAAAAAGUCAUUUGCAGGUGCACUGUAACUUAUAGUGUGGUUGGGUUGGUUUGGCUUCACUUGAAGUUGAAGAAGAAGAAGAAGACUGUUGAACUUGUGAACCUGUGAACCUGUGACUGUGUAGUGAAGAAGACUUUUUUGUCUGAGUGUGUGGGAGAAGGGAAGGGAAGGAAGUUUGUAUUUGUUUUUGUGCUGAAAUGGUAUUUAUGGACGUGUCAGUUUUUUGUAUGUGUGCAAAUAAUUGGGGGUGUGAAAAUGUGGGGUUGGGAGGGGUGUUGUUGUUGUGGUAGUAUUCUUCUUGUUCUUGGGUGUUGAGUAGUGAUAUGUAUUUGGCAGUUGUGUUGUUUUGAUCUUGUUUUUUAUUUGUAUCCAUUAUGUGUUUGUAUGUGUUUAUUUCAUGGGAAGAAGACUUUUGUUGCUUAA